AUGCUGCCCAAAAAGCUUUUACGACGCUGUCUUAAAGUUGCAGCGACCCAGUGUGCCGAGCUCGGCCUUUCUGACUCAGAUGGGGGACACGGUGACGACGACGCACUACCGGGGGACUCCCGGGGCUCCUCCUCACUUGUUUGCUUACCAGGCGGAGAUUUUGGACGAAUUAGGGCAACAGCUGGAAAAGGGAACCCCUUCUCUACCCUUGUGGAGGAGAUCCUCACGGUGAACGACCUCGUCCUCCUUAACGCUCGGCAGGCCGUCCAAGCCUGCGGGUGCUCUAUGGCACUUUCUGUGGUGGAAGAGCGCAUGCUCUGGCUUAACCUGUCAGGCCUUCCUGACAGUGAGAAGCGGCGCAUCGCGGGCGCGUCAGUAGAGCCCGGCCGGGCUCUCUUCGGCCCCGCCGUCGCAUUAAUGCAACAACGGUGUGACGACAAAAAGAAGGAGGACGAGGCCUUCAAGUUAUGCCUUCCUAGGAAGGCGGCCCCACGCCAGGCACCCCCUGCGCGACGUGGACGCGCCCCUCAGGGUAGAUGCACUGGCCCACCCGUGGCCCAGAGUGCUGCUGUAUGCUUUUCCUCCCCUGUGGCUGAUAAUUCCUACACUGGCCAGGGUGAGAGAGCAGGGCCUGUCUCUCAUUCUGAUAGCAAGACCCAGGUGGCCCAAAGCACCAUGGCUGGCGGAGAUAAUAUGCCGAGCCGUGGCGCCUCCCCCCCGCCGCACAGAUCUAUUGUCCCAAGCGAACGGGGAGAUUUAUCACCCGCACCCGGACAGGGUGGCUCUUUGGGCUUGGCCCGUGAGAGGAUGAACCUAAGCGCACUGGGGCUUUCGCCGCGUGUGAUUGCUACUAUACAGAAUGCCAGGGCCGUUUCUACGCGAUCCUUGUAUGGCACUAAGUGGCAAGUGUUCGAAGGGUGGUGUGAUGGGCGUGGCCUCACAUCUUAUCAGUGCUCAGUUCCUGAUAUUUUGUGUUUCCUCCAAGACCUCUUGGAAAAAGGCAGGUCUUUUUCCACAAUUAAGGUCUACUUGGCUGCUAUUUCGGCCUGUCAUGUGGGCUUUGAGGGCUCAACAGUCGGGCAGCAUCCUCUAAUCCGCAGAUUUAUGAAGGGUGCCCGUCGCUCCUUGCCAGUCGUCAGGAGAACUGUUCCUGAGUGGGACCUCUCCAUGGUGUUGGAGGCUCUGUCUCAAUAUCCUUUUGAACCCCUGGGAAGUAUUUCCCUAAAGCUGCUGUCCUUCAAGACAGCUUCGCUCUUGGCCUUGGCAUCAGCCAAACGUGUCAGUGAGCUUCAUGCACUUUCGGUUCAUCCCUCGUGCACUAAAUUCUCUCUUAGUGGAGAUAUGGUUUCCCUUAAGCCUAAUCCGGCUUUCAUGCCGAAGUGCUUCCCUGCGUUCACUUCGGAGGUGUUGGAGCUGUCCGCUUUUCACCCUCCACCUUUUUCCUCCCCGGAGGAUGAGAGGCUAAAUGCUCUGUGUCCCGUCCGUGCUUUACGGACAUAUAUUAACAGGACCAGUGCUUUCCGGAAGAGCGACCAGCUCUUUAUUUCAUAGGCACCCCCUCAUGGAGGGAAUCCUAUUUCUAAGCAACGCCUCUCACAUUGGCUUGUGAAUGCUAUAGCUUUGGCUUAUGAAUCAAAGGGAAUGCAGCCACCAGGGGACAUCAGAGCUCAUUCCACGAGGGGCAUUGCCACCUCUUGGGCUUUGUUUAGGGGAGUGUCACUGCAGGACAUCUGCUCCGCUGCCAGUUGGGCUUCUCCUCAUACCUUUGUGUGUUAUUACCGGCUGGAUGUCACCAGUAUCUCGGUAGCACAUUCGGUUUUGGGGGUGGGGUCUUCUUAGCCCUUCCCUGCGACCCCGUUGGAAGUGAUGAAGAAGGAGUGAAUGGGCCGGCUGGCCAUGCACAUCCCUGUCACUAAGCAUGUUUUUCCAUUCCUUUUCUGGGUGUAUUCAUAUGCACAUUGGUUAUCAUGUGUGUUAUGCUAACAUGUUUCAUGUGCUGCAUGUGCACAGCAGUCAUGUGGGUGCAUCAGUAUUGCAGGUUCAUGAAUA
Cyprinus carpio (common carp) is the source of this 2049-nucleotide messenger RNA. RefSeq lists its product as uncharacterized. Gene Ontology annotation, biological process: DNA recombination; DNA integration. Lineage: Eukaryota; Metazoa; Chordata; Actinopteri; Cypriniformes; Cyprinidae. Gene Ontology annotation, molecular function: DNA binding. The transcript is spliced from 2 exons. The record is from RefSeq and is a predicted model, not a curated record.